AUGGCUGACCCUGUUAUCUCUCUUGUUAUUGAGAGAACUAGCGAUCUGCUGGUUCAAAAAAUUGUUUUCCUGAAAGGCGUUCGAAGACAAGUUGAUAGCCUCAAAAAUGAUCUGGUCCGGAUGCGAUGUUUCCUGAAAGAUGCUGAUCAGAGGCAAGAUGAAGAUGAGAGGAUUCGCAACUGGGUUUCUGAAAUCAGAGCUGCGGCCUACGAUGCGGAGGAUAUUAUUGAGAUAUUUGCCAACAAAGUUGAGUUCUUCACAAAGAACAAGGGACUCGUCACCAAAUUGACGCAUUAUCCCUUGAAAAUUGUGAACCUCUACAAGAUAGGUAAAGAGAUUGAAUCCUUACGGAUGAGGCUCAAGGAGAUUGCUGAUAGCCGCGAAGAGUAUGGUAUCAAAAAUCUUGGAGAGGGAACGAGAACACAUGGAGAAGAGCUUCAACGUAUCCGGCGAUCCUUUCCUCUCAGCGAGGACAAGGAUGUAGUGGGCUUCGGGGAGAUGACAAAAUCGCUGGUGGCAGAACUUUUGAAAGAGGACAAAAACCGCCGUCUGGUUUCAAUCGUCGGCAUGGGAGGUGCUGGUAAGACAACUCUAGCCAAGAAAGUUUAUAACCAUGCUGACGUCAGGGCAAGAUUCAACUGCCGUGCUUGGGUAUGCGUCUCUUCAAGCUACGAUCACAAAGAGACGCUGAGGGCAAUCAUAAAGCAGUUAAAUCCGAUAACUAACGAGCUACUUGACAUGUUGGAAAAGAUGCAGGAGCAGGACUUGGAAGAAAGGCUCUAUCAAGAUCUACAAGACAAAUGUUAUCUUGUGGUACUUGAUGAUGUAUGGAAGGAAGCAGCGUGGGAUUGUCUUGCUAGGGCCUUUCCUGAUGUUAAUACAUCAAGUAGAGUGGUACUUACGAGUCGCAAUCGGGAUGUGGCCCAACACGCAGAUGCUCUUAGCAAACCACAUGAGCUGAAAACUUUGGGGCAGAAAGACAGCUGGCAAUUGUUUCUCAAAAAGGCCUUAGGCCAUGGAGCUAAUGCUGGGUGUCCUCCCGAUUUGGAAGAAGUAGGCAGAGAGAUUACCAGAAGAUGUGGUGGUCUGCCGCUGGCCAUCACGGUUGUAGGUGGCCUGCUGCUGGCAAAGAAAAAGUUGAAGAGUGAAUGGGAGACAGUUCUCAACAACUUUAACACACACCUAUCAGGGGGCCAGAGUGGAGUAUCAGCAAUUCUGGAAUUAAGUUAUGCAGACCUUCCUGCCAAUCUGAAAUUUUGCUUUUUGUAUUUGGGUUUGUUUCCCGAAGACUCCGUGAUUUCUGUGCGCAAGUUGAUCCACAUGUGGGUUGCAGAGGGAAUAAUGCAAAAAAGAGAUGCAGUAAAUUUGGAGGAAACUGCAGCAUAUGAUGAUGUGGAACGACUUUGUAGCAGAAAUAUGGUCCAAGCGGCGGAAAUGACUGUUGAUGAAAGGAUUAAAAGCUGCAGAGUCCAUGAUUUACUGCGAGAGCUUGCAAUCAGAAAGGCAGAGGAUGAAAAUUUCUUUCAGAUCCAUGACACCAGAGAUAAUGAAAUAUCAGCCAAAUCCAGGUACCUUGCUGUUCAUGUUCUCCCUCUGGAAAAAAAUUAUUUUGGGUCUUCGACCCCUCCUCUCCGGUCUCUACUUUUUUCAAUAUCCGCCGCGGUUACGGGAAAGACAUUAGUCUUAGCUCCAAAAGUUUCAGAAAGCUUAGGAUAUUAGACUUUGAGAAUGUUGAGAUGGGUUAUAAUUUGCUAAAAGGAAUUGGUGAAGUUAGGCUUCUAAGGUACCUCAACGUAAAAGGUACAUUCAUUGGAAGCCUCCCUCAUUCCUUCGGUCGCUUGCGAAACCU
Coffea eugenioides is the source of this 1849-nucleotide messenger RNA. Its product is annotated as putative disease resistance protein At1g50180. Lineage: Eukaryota; Viridiplantae; Streptophyta; Magnoliopsida; Gentianales; Rubiaceae. Bases 1 to 1719 code for a protein of 572 amino acids. The transcript has a single exon. Gene Ontology annotation, molecular function: ADP binding. The record is from RefSeq and is a predicted model, not a curated record. Gene Ontology annotation, biological process: defense response to other organism.